UUGAAAGUAUGUAAUAUUUAUUGGUUCAAAUGAUUGAACUUUGUUUGCGAAACUCUUUGUUCCCUUUAAUAUCAUCAGUAAUUAUGAAAUACAUGGCAACUUCACUAUUUCAAAAGCAUAGUCUUUAUUGAUUUCGAAAUUAUAACGUUUCUAUGCAACACUUCGAGCACUAUUUCAGCUUACCCUAUAUUUAGUAACACCGCUUUCUUUUCAGGGUGCACAGGUUUCUUCUAUGUGCUAAUUAAAGUAGCUUUGCCACACACACAUCUGCUCUUUUAAUCCUUUCUCUAUUGACCAACACCUUCAUCCAAAUAUAUUAAUUUUUCCAGCUCGAAAUGUCGAAUAUUGCAUUUACUCGUCUUCAAAGAGAAUGCAAAGAAGUUGUGACAAACACCGAAAUUGCGCAAACUGGAAUUAUGAUCGAAAUUUUGAACGAAUCAUUGACUGAUAUCAAAGGACAAAUUCGUGGACCACCAGAUACUCCAUAUGCUGGCGGACUUUUUGAUUUAGAAAUCAAAAUUCCUGAUUCGUAUCCAUUCUCUCCUCCAAAGGUAGAUAUUUUUGAAAUUAAGUUUAAAAAAUCGAUAGAUUUUGCAUCAUUGAAAAAAUUACAGAUCAAGUUCGUUACCAAAAUUUGGCAUCCAAAUGUGAGCUCUCAAACCGGUGUGAUUUGCCUCGAUAUUUUGAAGGAUCAAUGGGCGGCUUCUCUCACACUUCGAACUGUUCUUUUGUCGAUUCAGGCGUUGAUGUGCUCUCCGGAACCAAAAGAUCCACAAGAUGCUGUUGUUGCUAAACAAUAUAUGGAGAAUCCGGCACUUUUCAAGGUAAGAAGAAACUUGAAGGAUUUUUUGAAAAGAAAUGUGUGUUUUUUUCAGUCGACUGCCGAAUUCUGGACUGUUCGAUUUGCGCGUGGAAAGAGCGGAGAAAAUGAGGAUUAUAAGAGUAGAGUAGAAAAAUUGAGAGAUAUGGGAGUUCGGGAAGUAAGUAUUUUUUGAGUUUAGUUUAAUUUGCCACGUCGUAACUCGUUUCAAAUUUAAACUCAAAUUUCCAGCAUAAUUCAUAAUUUUUCAGGAAGAAGCAAUCAGUGUGUUAAGCUGCAAUAAUUGGGAUCUCAACAAGGCCACAGUCUACAUCUUCUCUUGA
Molecule: messenger RNA, 1143 nt
Organism: Caenorhabditis angaria
Lineage: Eukaryota; Metazoa; Nematoda; Chromadorea; Rhabditida; Rhabditidae
Source: the annotation of a GenBank genome assembly